UUUAUCCUAAAACUUUAACGAUUUUUUGAAUUUCAUUUUACGAUUUGAUUGUGCCUCCCAACAAUAUGAGUUAAAAAUCUGGAUUUUAACAAGCUUUGCAAGAAAAAGCACAAAAAAUUGAAGCUCAGGUUUUAGGCAGGCGUGGUUUUGGGAGCCGUAGUUGCAUCCAAAGCAGGAGAGCAGUCGUAAGUCUUGAAGCAGAGAGCAAUCCAUUUCCAUAGAUGAAAUCAAACAAAUGAUAAUGAUGAUUCGGAGAAGCAUUUUUGGCUCAAUUUCUCAGUACCAGUACCAGUAUCUCCACAACUCUACCAUUUGUUCCUCCUCCGCCACCAAUCCUCCUCCUCCGCCGCCGCCGCCGCCGCUGAGCAGGGUGGCGACGCUGGUAGAAGGCUGCGACUACGAACACUGGCUGGUGGUUGUGGAACCUCCCAAAGGAUACCCACUACGAACCCAAAUCCUUAAUGACUAUAUCAAAACCCUAGCCAUCGCCUUGGGAAGUGAAGAGGAAGCAAAGAAGUCAAUAUACUCAGUUUCUACUAAGUAUUACUAUGCAUUUGGUUGCAAAAUCCCGGAAAAUUUGACUCACAAAAUCAAAUCUUUGCCCAAUGUGAGAUGGGUUCUACCAGAUUCUUAUUUAUGUCACAGUGAAAAUGACUAUGGAGGAGAACCAUUUGUUGAAGGUGAGGUAGUUUCAUAUGAUGAGAGGUACCAUGCAGACUGGUUACGAGAUAAAAAUGAUUGUAAAUGUCAGAACAGAACUCGAUCAAGGAAAGCGAGAAGAAAAAAAGAGAGGGAAAAAAAGUAAAUAUAUUCUCUUUUCUUCUCUUUUCUCUUUCCUUUCUGCAUACGACAACCACUCCAGUUGAACAUGGGAUAUGAUGUUAUUGUGGGUAUAUUUGGUUGGAUCCAUUAAGGUAUUUACUGUAUUCAAUAUAAUUGUAGGUUAAUGCUUUACAAACAAGAUUUUUGUGUAGAAGACUCGUACAAAAUGAUCUGUUGUUCUGUGAUCCUUUCAUUUCAAACUACAAUACACAAUAUUGUGGCUCAUAAAUUCAAAAACAUCACUGCCUCAUCA
This is a messenger RNA of Camellia sinensis, 1075 nucleotides long. RefSeq names its product plastid developmental protein DAG. The record is from RefSeq and is a predicted model, not a curated record. Lineage: Eukaryota; Viridiplantae; Streptophyta; Magnoliopsida; Ericales; Theaceae. Gene Ontology annotation, biological process: cytidine to uridine editing; mitochondrial mRNA modification. Gene Ontology annotation, cellular component: mitochondrion.